Molecule: messenger RNA, 1509 nt
Organism: Zymoseptoria tritici IPO323
Lineage: Eukaryota; Fungi; Ascomycota; Dothideomycetes; Mycosphaerellales; Mycosphaerellaceae
Exons: 1
Coding region: 1-1509 (502 amino acids)
Biological process (GO): nucleoside diphosphate catabolic process; protein N-linked glycosylation
Cellular component (GO): Golgi apparatus; membrane
Molecular function (GO): UDP phosphatase activity; GDP phosphatase activity
Source: RefSeq, a predicted model, not a curated record
AUGAAUCAAGGCACGCGAGCGCGGUACAUCAAGACCGGCUGCUUGAUAUUCUUCGUGCUUGCGGCGCUCUAUUACAUCUUCCCGAGCGAUGCGAGUGUAGGCUCGUUCUCUACCGGCGAUGUCGCGAGCGAUCCGUCAGUCGGCACGGCGAAGUGCACGAAGAGCUACUCCAAGGACAAGCCGCUCAUUCAAUACGCGCUUAUGAUUGAUGCUGGCAGCACGGGCAGCAGAAUCCAUGUCUACCGGUUCAACAACUGCGGACCCACGCCGGAGCUGGAGAAUGAGGACUUCAAGAUGACGGAGAAGAAGGAGGGAGGCUCAGGAUUGAGCAGUUACAAGGGAGAUGCGGAGGGUGCUGCGAAGAGCUUGGACGUGCUGAUGGAGGUCGCGAUGAAGAACGUGCCAGACAAGCUGAAGGGCUGCACACCAGUCGCUGUUAAGGCGACCGCUGGGCUGCGGAAGCUGGGACCAGAGAUGAGUGAUGCAAUCUUGAAGGCUGUCCGGACAAGACUGGAGACGGUAUACCCUUUCCCUGUCGUCAGCGAGGCCAAUGGCGGCGUUGAAGUCAUGGACGGCAAAGAUGAGGGCGUCUACGCGUGGAUCACGACCAACUACCUUCUGGGCAAGAUUGGUGGACCGGACAACACCCCCACCGCUGCAGUCUUCGAUCUCGGCGGUGGCAGCACACAAAUCGUGUUCCAGCCUACAUUCCCGGCACCACACGGCGGCAUGCCCGAGCAACUUCAAGAGGGAGACCAUAAGUACAAGCUGAGCUUCGGUGGACGCGACUUUACGCUUUACCAGCACUCAUAUCUGGGCUACGGAUUGAUGGAGGCGCGAGACCAUCUCCAUCGCGUGGUCGUGGAGGGCAUGUACGAGAACUACGGCCCAUCGAAAGACUUUCUGAGCCAGCCGAUCCGAAACCCUUGCUUUGGCAUUGGCAUGAGCAAGAACGUGAAAGUGCCAUUGAGCGAGGGACACCCACUUGGCGCAUCUGUCACCGUCAACAUGACUGGCCCCGCAGUCAGCAGCCCAGCGCAGUGUCGUGCAUUGGCCGAGAAGACGCUCCUGAAGGAGGCAGAGUGCAAGCUCGCCCCAUGCGCUUUCAACGGUGUCCACCAGCCCAGUCUGGAGAAGACAUUCGCAAAGGAGGACGUAUACCUCUUCUCGUACUUCUACGAUCGCGUCCAGCCUCUUGGCAUGCCCGAAUCAUUCACUUUGCGUGAGCUCAAGGAGCUCACCGCUCGUGUGUGCCAGGGUGGAGAUGCUUGGAAGGUGUUCGAGUCCGUUCCAGGAGCGUACGAGGAGCUGCAGGACAGACCGGAGACCUGCUUGGAUUUGAACUUCAUGUUGGCGUUGCUGCACACGGGGUAUGAGAUGCCGAUUGACCGAGAGGUCAAGAUUGCGAAGAAGAUCAAGGGUAACGAAUUGGGAUGGUGUUUGGGUGCGAGUUUGCCUCUGUUGAGCCAGGAAUCGGGAUGGAAGUGUAAGGUACAGCAGGUCGCAUAG